This is a messenger RNA of Trichobilharzia regenti, 1698 nucleotides long. NCBI's taxonomy places the organism in Eukaryota, Metazoa, Platyhelminthes, Trematoda, Strigeidida, Schistosomatidae. The record is from the annotation of a GenBank genome assembly.
CUAUUCCACCUCAUGUUUAUACAGGCUCGUUAACACGAUAUUGGACAUUGGAACACAUAGCGAAGUUUUCAGAGGGUGUGUUACUGUUGAGCGUGCAAAUGGAUCAAAACGUCCAAAUUUCUUUAUACACGAAAUCAAAACAAUAUUCGGUGUCAUCUGCACCUGUUUCAGUUCCAAGAGAAACGAAUGUUGCUGAACUCAAUAAAUUGGUGAAAGUUCUACUGGAUGAAAGUGGAGAGACAACUACCUACCCGGAGUUCACAUUCCUGGUGAAUAAUGAAGUCCUCACUACAACUUUACAUGACUACCUAUCUGAAAAACAAGCUUUAUCUGAAACUAUUGACAUCGAAUUUUGUCCUAAACAAGGGCCACCAAAAUAUGAAAAGGAAUACGUUCAGGAUGAUCUGAUUAGCUGUGUAAAACGGCGUCAUAAAUACAUUCUGACAGGUGGCUAUGAUGGUACACUACACAUAUGGAGCAUAGACAACAAGGAUGCUGUCCUAUCGAUGGAGUUAGAAGAGAAAGUCAAGUGUGUUGAGUGGAUCAGUUUAGAUCAAAAGGAAAACAAGGCGGUAUUCGUGACAGGGGGAUUUGACCAGACUGCUCAAAUUUGGUCCUGGGAUAUGAAGUCGAAUACAGUUGAUUGCCUUGCAGUCUGUCGUGGACAUUCUGAAACUGUAAUGACUGUAGCCGCCCGACCACUCAGUGGAUCUGAUAACAAUCCGACACACUUUGCUACAGGGUCUUGGGAUGGAACUGUCAAACUUUGGUCAGCAGCAACUGAAUCUACUGAUUUAUCUGAAGAAACUGGUGGCAUCGCACAUAUCCGGAAAUCGACAAGCAAAAUACCUACUCGAAUUCCAUUAUUCACUCUGGCUGGACAUCGAGAAACUGUUACACGUGUUUGUUGGCUAACUACAGCCCUUACUAAUGAUGGUGAAGCAAAGAAAGGCGGAAACCAGUUAUUGUCUGUCAGUUGGGAUCAUAGUCUACGUAUUUGGGAUUGUGAGGCAGCUAAAGGCAACACUGGUGCUGAAGUCCGUUGCAUACUGUCUAACCAUGCAUUACAUGAUGCAGAUGUUUCUUCUCGUGGUGUUUUAACCGCCUCAUCAGAUAACACUAUUCGAGUGUAUGAUCCAAGAGCUGAUGCACCUUUGGUACUUUCCGGAUUCCAAGGACAUACAGGUUGGUUGACUUCAGUUGCUUGGGCACCUCAUAGAGAUGAUCAAUUCAUAUCUGGAUCAAUUGAUCGUAGUGUUCGUCUAUGGGAUACACGUAAUCCUCGUGCUUCUUUGUACGACUUGAUGGGGCAUGCUGAUAUGGUGACAGAUGUUGAUUGGGCUCCUGCAAUCGAGUCAUCAUCUACAGGUGUUAAAUCUACGCAUUAUAUUUUAAGCUCUUCAGCUGAUUCUACCAUCAAAGUUUAUCAUUAUCCAGAUUAAUGAAGUGCUGCACCUACACAAAGUCGUCAAAGCAUAUUAUUCAUCAUCAUUUUUGUUACAUUCCUUGAAAGCUGUAACAACUUUAACUUGUAUAGGCAUAAAAAAUGCUUAUCUUAAAAAAAUCAAUGUACAGAAAAUAUAUACACGUCAUCAUAAAUAUACAUAUUUCAAGUUAUUUCUUCAUAAAGUGUUUUUACUAUACAGUGUGAUAUGCUUUCUUUUCUCGUAUGUGUGAGCAAAAAUAUGUCUGAAAAUG